Messenger RNA from Spinacia oleracea (spinach), 1229 nucleotides. Its product is annotated as mitochondrial outer membrane protein porin of 34 kDa. Gene Ontology annotation, cellular component: mitochondrial outer membrane. Lineage: Eukaryota; Viridiplantae; Streptophyta; Magnoliopsida; Caryophyllales; Amaranthaceae. Bases 110 to 940 code for a protein of 276 amino acids. Gene Ontology annotation, biological process: monoatomic anion transmembrane transport. The transcript has 6 exons. The record is from RefSeq and is a predicted model, not a curated record. Gene Ontology annotation, molecular function: voltage-gated monoatomic anion channel activity.
ACAAAACCCUCAGCUCAUUUCCCAUAAAUCCUCAAAACCCUCACUCACAUUUUCUCUCUCCUCAUUCUCCAUUUCUAUUUCCUCUGAGAUUAUUUCGUCUCCAUUAACAAUGGCGAAAGGUCCUGGACUUUACACCGACAUUGGAAAGAGAGCUCGAGAUCUUCUCUACAAGGAUUAUCAAACCGAUCAGAAGUUCAGCAUCACUACUUACUCUCCUACUGGUGUUGCCAUUACUUCCAAUGGCACGAAGAAAGGUGAACUAUUCUUGGGUGAUGUUAGUACUCAGGUGAAGAGAAAUAAUGUCACAGCUGAUAUUAAAGUGGACACCAACUCCAAUUUGCUGACCACCAUCACUGUUGAUGAGCCUGCACCUGGAAUGAAAACCAUAGUGAGCUUCAGAGUUCCUGACCAGAGGUCUGGCAAGGUUGAGCUUCAAUACUUGCAUGACUAUGUGGGAGUAUGCACCAGUGUUGGUUUGACUGCAAACCCGAUUGUGAACUUCUCUGGUGUGAUUGGGACGAAUAUGCUAGCUUUGGGGUCUGAUGUUUCAUUUGAUACUAAAACCGGAAAUUUCACCAAAUACAAUGCUGGAGUGAGUUUUUCCAAUGCAGAUCUGAUUGCUUCAGUUACCUUGAACGACAAGACUGACAGUCUAAAUGCAUCCUACUACCACCAUGUUAAUCCCCUAACCAACACAUCUGUUGGUGCGGAGGUGACUCGCAUCUUCUCAACCAGUGAAAACACCAUCACUCUUGGUGCUCAACACGCAAUCGACCCAUUAACAAAUAUGAAGGCACGUUUCAACAACUCUGGCAAGGCUAGUGCACUUAUCCAGCACGAGUGGCGCCCCAAGUCAACAAUCUCUCUCUCUGCUGAGGUGGACACCAAAGCCAUUGAGAAAAGUGCUAAGGUUGGAUUGGCAUUGGCUCUUAAGCCAUGAGCAGUCGUCAUACACCCACUGUUCCAUGUUCUUUACUUAGCGUUGCUGACACUAUUUCAGGUUGGUUAGGUGUAUUUUGGUCUGUAAAAAAUAAUAUGAGUUUGACAAACUUGUGUCUACACUUAUCAGCUAUCCUUAGUUUUGUUAAUUUCCCGACCAAUUAUUGUUAAAUGGUUGGCUGGUGACAGUUUUUUGAGUAUUAGAGGACAGGUUGAAGUUCAACGGAAGUUAGUUGGAUUAGAUCAUGAUCAAAUCACAGGAUAUUUCGAUUAAAAAGGCUGUUUUAUCA